AUGGCCACGUCUCGCCCGCUGCUGUGGCUGCUGCUGCUGCCCACACUCUGGGGCCCAGGUGCUGCUGUAGGGACCACCUCCUCCCUGGCCUGUGCCCGGGGCCCCGAGUUUUGGUGCCAAAGCCUGGAGCAAGCAUUGCAGUGCCGAGCGCUGGGGCACUGCCUGCAGGAGGUCUGGGGACAUGCGGAGGCCGAUGACCUGUGCCAGGAAUGCAGUGACAUCGUCCUCAUCCUCAUCAAGAUGACCAAGGAGGACAUUUUCCAGGACGCGAUGCGGAAGUUCCUGGAGCAGGAGUGUGAUGUCCUGCCCCUGAAGCUGCUGGUGCCCAAGUGCCGCCAAGUGCUCGACGCCUACUUCCCGCUGGUCCUCGACUACUUCCAGAGCCAGAUCAACCCCAGUGCCAUCUGCAAGCACUUGGGCUUGUGCAGACCUGGGCGUCCAGAGCCAGGGCGGGAGCCAGAGCUGCCGGACCCUCUGCUGGACCCUCUGCUGUCCGAGCUGGUCCUUCCCGCGCUGCCUGGGGCCCUCCAGGCACUGCCUCAGACGCAGGAUCUCGCUGAGCAGAAGUUCCCCAUCCCCCUCCCCAUCUGCUGGCUCUGCAGGACUUUGAUCAAGCGAGUACAAGCCGUGGUUCCCAAGGGUGUACUGGCCCCAGCUGUGGCCCAAGUGUGCCACGUGGUACCCCUGGUGGCGGGCGGCAUCUGCCAGUGCCUGGCCGAGCGCUACACUGUCAUCCUGUUGGACGUGCUGCUGGGCCGCGUGCUGCCCCAGGUGGUCUGCGGCCUUGCCCUCCGGUGCUCCAGCGAGGAUGGUGCUGGCCCAGGUGAGCCUGCGGGAGAAUGGCUACAGCAAGACCCCAAGUGCCGCUUCUGCGAGUUCGUGACCACCCAGGCAGGGAACAGCAGUGAGCAGGCCGUGCCUCAGGCAAUGCACCAGGCCUGCCUCCGCUUCUGGCUGGACAGGCAAAAGUGUGAGCAGUUUGUGGAGCAGCACUCGGUGCAGCUGCAGACCUGA
Messenger RNA from Myotis lucifugus (little brown bat), 1014 nucleotides. It is a transcript of the gene SFTPB, whose product is annotated as surfactant protein B. Gene Ontology annotation, biological process: sphingolipid metabolic process. NCBI's taxonomy places the organism in Eukaryota, Metazoa, Chordata, Mammalia, Chiroptera, Vespertilionidae. The record is from RefSeq and is a predicted model, not a curated record. Gene Ontology annotation, cellular component: lysosome. The transcript is spliced from 9 exons. Bases 1 to 1014 code for a protein of 337 amino acids.